Molecule: messenger RNA, 1235 nt
Organism: Suillus bovinus
Lineage: Eukaryota; Fungi; Basidiomycota; Agaricomycetes; Boletales; Suillaceae
Exons: 2
Coding region: 199-771 (190 amino acids)
Source: RefSeq, a predicted model, not a curated record
CACCAAUCCGUGAUGGGAAACCUCGCGAGUUCGAAUCUCGUCAGUGUCAUCUUUUUAUCAUUUUUAUUCUCGCUUGUGGGUAAUGUUUAUCGAUCAAUCGCAUGUGGACACAUCACAUGUGGAUGCCAUUGUCAUCGUCCACAGUGACGACGGUAUAAGACCCUGCAGCAUUCUGGACAAAAUUGUAUCGCAGUAAAAAUGGCGGACCAAGGCACAGCCUUAUGUACUCCCCCCCUGCCAUCUCCCUCGAAAUCUCGCUGUCGUCCAGUACCCUUACGGCUACAAAGCCUUGGAGUCGAUCCGAGCCUUUUAGUCGGCAAGGUACUAACGAAACUCAGUCGUUCUUCAAAACAUCCUACUUUAACCCUGAACUUCUCGGACAAUACCACAUUUCAAAUUCUUGUUGAUGGUUAUGAUCCUGUUCAUAGAGGUCUCCCGAAAGAACUUGAAAUGGACUCGUCUCUAGAGCAGCUUCUCGCAACAGGGCAAGCCCACGUAGAGUGGACAAUCAAAGAUUGCGCUCUGAUAACCUUGACAGACAAGGCAUUCGAGUCGAGAGAGAGAGAACAACGGUGGGACCAGAAUCAUACCGGAGUCGCAUUUCGCUUCAAAGAAGACCAAAUGUGGCAUUGCGUAUGGGCCACCCUGACGGAUCAUGACCAUGGCACAUGCGUUUUUCGCAGCUAUGAUGACGUCUAUAUUGAUCAACUACAUCGUCUUCCUCGAAAACGUCGUGCAAACGUACCCGACUCUCCCAUAAAUCUUCACUGAUCGUCACAUCGAUCAAGUCUCCCUUAGCACGAGGUUUUAUAUAUAUAAAGAUAUUUAUAUUUACCUUCUGUCCACACACAAAAGUUGCAUUUGUACCACUACUGUAUCUCAUAUACACCAUCGGACUACGCACCGUGCAAUUUCAAGGAUGUUGAUCAUCUUAUAUCUUCCAGGGACUUUUGCUUCUAACGCAGAACUGUUGGGAGGUAGUCGCCAGUGUGUAUCAGAUCGAAACGUCGAUGAAAGAAGGCAAGCGUGGUCCCAAGUCGGUGGGCGACCAUUCCCAGUCCAUACUUGAUCGGCAAUCUACACAUGUAGCCAUAAACUGUAUUUUGCGCUCAUGAUCACACCAUACCAUUCCUGGUGUCUGCUGCAUUAUGAAGAAUGACAAGUUCCGAUGUUGCGUGUGAUAGAAACGUCAUUCUAGAUCUUUGAAAAUUGCGAUAGGCUGCAUGAACAAUUUU